Molecule: messenger RNA, 1536 nt
Organism: Paramecium tetraurelia
Lineage: Eukaryota; Ciliophora; Oligohymenophorea; Peniculida; Parameciidae
Exons: 2
Source: RefSeq, a predicted model, not a curated record
AUGGAUAAUACCAGACUAAAGAGAGAUCAGUUCCGAUUAACUCUGCACUCACAAUAGCGUUUGAACUAGUUUCAGGAGAAUAGAAAAAGAUUUUUGCAGAUUUAUAUGGAAGAAUAAUAAAUUAAUGAAUUAAAAUUGAAAGUCAAGGUAGCAAUCCAAUAGCUGAAUGAUAAUUUAAAUGAUUUUGAUUUCGAUUGCCCUAGAUGUGAAUUAAAACAUUAUACGAGUUAAAUAAUGUAAAUAUUGCCAGAAAUGAAAAAAUGUAUUGAAAAUUUAGCCAAACCUGACUUUGAGGGAUUGAGCAAUAAGUUUUGGAACAUCUAUUGUUUUAUGUUAUUUAACAAAGAUAAUCCAUGUUUUGUAGAAAUGCUAGAAUUGCUUACUUUGUGUUGUUAAAAAAGCAUGGUAUUUUGCGACACUUAUUGUAAAUCUACUUUAUACAGUAAUCUUUAAGCCAACGCAAUUUAAUUUCCUAUUGAAUAUCAAUUGGAAUUUCUAAAAUAAACAGUCUUAAUUUAAUCUCAUUAAGAACAUCAAUUAUAAUAUGAUAAAUUAUGUGAGAUGAUUAAAUAAAUGAAUGGGCAACUCCAAUAGCAAAAGGCUUUGGAACAUCAACACAAACAAAUUAUUUAGAUCAUCAUAGAGAUAUUUUUAAAUUUAAAAAUGGAACAAGUUCAUAAGGUCUCACUGCAAUACCAGAUAAAUAGAUAUUUUUUAACUUUAUUUACUUCUCUCUCAACUUUGGAGGAGAUCCUUAUCGGAAAUGAAUUGCUAAAUUACAUUGAAUACUUAAACAGAAAUCAAUCCUUAUUCAACGUGUCCACCAUCGAAUUAAUCAAUUAAUUAUCGUUUAAUUCUCAACUGAGUUCUUAUCCUGAUGAAAAAUCUAUGGCCAUCGCUAUCAUUGGAGUGUUAAUGUCUGGCAAUUUAACAUAAUCGAAAUACUAUUUCAAUAAGUUUAGCACUGAAAAUUUGUCUCUAGAUUAAAAAUUACUCUAAAACCUAAAACUAUAGUAACCCCAAGUCAGAAAAAUGACAGUAUUUGCUUUUUCAAAUAUCUUUGGAGAAACCUCUUAUGAUAGAGUAGAUUAUUUUUCAAAUGGAACUGUCAUUUAAUUCUUAUAAUUUGCAAGACAAGAAACUGAAAUCGAAGUUAUUUUAGAAAUUUUACAAGCCUUGAGAAAUUUAGUCUAUCAUGCUGAAGACAAUUACCUCCCUAUUUUACUAGAGUAAGAUAUUGUUUCCAUUAUUGUCGACAAUGAUAACUACAUAUUGAAUGUAUAAUAAGUUGAAUGUUUAUUGAUGCUAAUCAAUAGAUUUGAAGAUUAUGAUUAAUAGGCGUUGUAGAAGUUGGUAUAAUUCCCUAAUUUUAUACAAUACUUGUGUUACAAAGGGGUGGGAAAUUUCGUAAGAAGAGUCUUUGAUAAUUCUAAAUUUGGGAACACGAUGGAUAUAUAACAAGGAAAGAAAAAUAAUGAUGGGUAGAAAGACGAAUACUAAAUCAACCUUCUAAAAUUGUGUGAAAUUUUUUAUUGA